GUUUCCGUGUUGAGAUUCAAUUGGCACAUGCGCAUUUUGCGCUGAGUUGCCGUCUUAGAGCUACAGCUAUAAACAAACAGUUGGGAGAAUGUAUUUGAUUAUCGUUUACUGACAAAGUAUGGAUUUCAGCAAACAGAGGCAUGCAACUACAGAGAACAAACAUAGGUACAAGAUGUUCCGGAGUCCACAAUGACAGCAGGUCCAGAAUACCGCUCCGUGUUUGAGUACUGUCUUCAAGACUCUGCUCUACAGGAGGUGCGAGAAGUUACCGGUGUUCAUGAGCCUCCUGUACACACCAAGAAUCCAUCACACAGUCAUGGAGUGGCUGUGUGCCCCAAGGAGGAUCUCCAGGAUGAUGAACAGCCAGAGAGAGAGAGCAGCCUGGGUAGAGAUGUGUCUGACAGGAUGGUGUGCUCGGCCUGCCAGUGCCCCUUUGACUCCCGGGAGGAGCAGAUGGAGCACUACAAGCUUGACUGGCACCGUUUCAACCUGAGACACAGACCAUCUGGUCAAACACCUGCCACUGUGGAGGAGUUUGAGAGGAAGACCGGUGUAGGAGACAUGUCUAGCAUCUCAGGUUCUGACUCGGAGGACGAGGAACCAGACAGUGACUGGGUCGUGGAGAACGCCGAGGCGGUUCCUCUACAGAAGGACGUCGACGGCGGUCUAGAAGAGGAGUCGUUCGGUCGCCUCUCCAACCGGGUCGUCUUCCAGAACUCUCAGGGACAGUACCUGGCUGUCUACCGCUGUGUUCUGCAGAGCAAGUCUGCCAUAGAGGAAGACCUGGUGGCCUCUCUACAAAGUCUCAGUGACAAGACUAUGUGGGUCAUUCUGAUGGCAGGUGGUGGACACUUCGCUGGAGCUGUAUUUCAAGGGAGAGACGUGUUGCAGCACAAGACGUUCCACCGGUACACUGUGAGAGCCAAGCGGGGGACUUCCCAGGGCCUGAGAGAUGCUAAGAACAGCAGCCAUGCCCCGAAAUCAGCCGGAGCUGCCCUGAGGCGGUACAACGAGGCUGCACUAGUCAAGGAGAUCCAGGACCUGCUGGAGAGCUGGUCUGACCACCUGACUGAAGCCAGUGCCAUCUUCCUGCGUGCACCCAGUCAUAAUAAAACCAUGUUCUUGGGGGGUAAAGCAGCUCCGCUGGUGAAGAAGGACCCCCGGAUCAGAACAUUGCCCUUCCCCACACGCAGAGCCACCUUCAGAGAGAUUAAGAGAGUCCACGAUGUCCUCUCCACUCUAAAUGUAUAUGGUAAAGACACUGACAUCUCUGACAUCCUGAGUCCCUCAAACAAAGUAUGGAAGAAGGCACGUACACCUGUGGCUCAGCCAGAACCUUACCAGGAGACAACAGCACCCCUAGUGGAGGAGGAGGAGAGUUCAGGAGAGGAGCUGGAGCUGGAGACGGUGGAGGUGACUCUGGGAACCCUGGACCUCCGGGAGUAUGAGAUCUACCCUGCCAGGAGGAAGAAGAGGAAGGAGAGACGCAGAACAGAGGACAGAGGUCUAAGUAACAGGGAAGCUGUGGGGUCCCCUGCUGCUGCUGAAGACACUAACCAGGAGAGAGGAGGAGAGAAGAACCAGGAGAGAGGAGGAGAGAAGAACCAGGGGAGAGGAGGAGAGAAGAACCAGGGGAGAGGAGGAGAGAAGAACCAGGAGAGAGGAGGAGAGAAGAACCAGGGGAGAGGAGGAGAGAAGAACCAGGGGAGAGGAGGAGAGAAGAACCAGGAGAGAGGAGGAGAGAAGAACCAGGAGAGAGGAGGAGAGAAGAACCAGGAGAGAGGAGGAGAGAAGAACCAGGGGAGAGGAGGAGAGAAGAACCAGGAGAGAGGAGGAGAGAAGAACCAGGGGAGAGGAGGAGAGAAGAACCAGGAGAGAGGAGGAGAGAAGAACCAGGGGAGAGGAGGAGAGAAGAACCAGGGGAGAGGAGGAGAGAAGAACCAGGAGAGAGGAGGAGAGAAGAACCAGGGGAGAGGAGGAGAGAAGAACCAGGAGAGAGGAGGAGAGAAGAACCAGGAGAGGAGGAAACCCAAGGGGAAGAAGACGAUACAACAUGAAGAGGAGGAGCCUGAUGAGUCCUGGGACUAUGGCCUGAGGGAUGCUCUCUACACCGCCUGUAAGACUGGAGACCUGGACACCCUCAUCAGACUGUUACCAGUGAGGAGGGGAGAGCAGGGUGGAGAGGAGGGGGACCAGGAUGGACAGAGGGAGGAGCAGGGUGCAAAGCCAGAGGGAGAGAAGAAUCAGGGAGAGGUGGAGGAGAGCUGCUCUUCCCAGGCCCCUGUAGCCCUGGCCCCUGCAGCCCUGAACCCUGCAGCCCUGAACCCUGCAGCCCUGAACCCUGCAGCCCAGGCCCCUGCAGCCCAGGCCCCUGCAGCCCAGGUCCCUGCAGCCCAGGCCCCUGCAGCCCUGGCCCCUGCAGCCCAGGCCCCUGCAGCCCAGGUCCCUGCAGCCCAGGCCCCUGCAGCCCUGGCCCCUGCAGCCCAGGCCCCUGCAGCCCUGAACCCUGCAGCCCUGAACCCUGCAGCCCAGGCCCCUGCAGCCCUGAACCCUGCAGCCCUGAACCCUGCAGCCCAGGCCCCUGCAGCCCAGGCCCCUGCAGCCCUGGCCCCUGCAGCCCUGGCCCCUGCAGCCCAGGCCCCUGCAGCCCUGAACCCUGCAGCCCUGGCCCCUGCAGCCCAGGCCCCUGCAGCCCUGAACCCUGCAGCCCUGAACCCUGCAGCCCAGGCCCCUGCAGCCCAGGCCCCUGCAGCCCUGGCCCCUGCAGCCCAGGCCCCUGCAGCCCUGAACCCUGCAGCCCUGAACCCUGCAGCCCAGGCCCCUGCAGCCCAGGCCCCUGCAGCCCAGGCCCCUGCAGCCCAGGUCCCUGCAGCCCUGAGUCCACUAGCCCUACUCAACCAGCCCAUAGACUCCUCAGGCUUCACUCUGCUCCAUGUGGCCUCAGCAGCAGGACAGAAAGGAGUGGCCAAGCUGUUGAUGGAUGCAGGCAGCGACCCGGCAUGCAAAGAUCAGACAGGCCAGACGCCUUACAUCGUUGCUCCUGACAAGGACACGAGGAACAUGUUCAGGAAGUACAUGGCUGAUCACCCUGACAAAUACAACUACAGCAAGGCUCUGGUUCCUGGGCCGCUGACGGCCGAGUUGGAGUCCAAGAAGACGGAGAAGAAAAAGGCCCAGAAAGCAGCAAAGAAAACGAGGGAGAAAGAACAGAGAGAACAGAGGAAGAAACUAGAGAUGGAGGCCGAGGAGAAGAAAAGAUUUGCCUCCUUAAGCGAUCGAGAGAAGAGAGCGCAGGCUGCAGAGAAGAGGUUGGCAGAGCACAAGGCAUCGACAGGGGGAGACCUUUCAAACACCAGGCGGUGUUGGCAGUGUGGGGAGUCCCUGGUGGGAAAGGUUCCGUUUCAAUACCUAGACUUCAGCUUCUGCACCCCUCUCUGUGUCCAGGAGCACCGCAAGGCUAAUGUGGCUAACAGGAGCACCGCAGCAAACUAAACACCCGACAAUAACGUUGGUACCUACAGGGCCUGACCAUAACAGCCUCGGCCUGACCUUAAACUCUGCUGUGUCCCGGAGCACCGCUAAUGGCUAAUGUGGCUAACAGGAAACUGACUGUCAUGUUACUGCCUCCACAACCCUGCCAUACUGUUGCCACUUCACUAUAGAAGCCUCAGGUCUACUAGCCUACUAAUUUACUAGUUGGUGGGCCCAGAGCACGCAGGCCCAGAGACCUCACUGAACCAAGCCAUGGGCCCAGAGCACGCAGGCCCAGAGACCUCACUGAACCAAGGCACGGGCCCAGAGCACGCAGGCCCAGAGACCUCACUGAACCAAGCCACGGGCCCAGAGCACGCAGGCCCAGAGACCUCACUGAACCAAGGCACGGGCCCAGAGCACGCAGGCCCAGAGACCUCACUGAACCAAGCCACGGGCCAGAGCACGCAGGCCCAGAGACCUCACUGAACCAAGCCACGGGCCCAGAGCACGCAGGCCCAGAGACCUCACUGAACCAAGCCAUAGACCUCAGUCAAUCUGCAGGGCCCAGUGAUCUUGAUCUUGCCCAUCUGAUAGGAUUAAAAUGCACAGAAAUAGAAUGAAUAGAACAGACAAACGAUUGCCUUGAAGGGGGACUCCCGUUCUAUUCAUGUUAUUUCUAUGCAUUUAAUCCUAAUAAAAUAGGCAAAAAGUCCAGAUGGAUAACUUUAGAUUAAAACCGGACCUGGUGACUCAAGACAAUCAGGCUUGUUACGACUCGAUUCGGGUUUAACUCAGAAGAUCUGCGUUGUUGCGCCGUUGGAAAUCUGAAGGUCAUUUUCCCCGAUUUGAGCAGCGUUGACCGUGAAAGCUGAUUGGCUUUAAAUGGAGCCGAUGGUUUCAGGAAAGCAGGAAGUUGAUGGCUCCUCCCAGGUCUGAACCCGGUUACCUGGUGUCAAAUUACAUCUGUUGGUGUCGAAUAAUAAUAAACAAUAUCAACUGUACGUGUGAUGAUGAAAUACUGUUUAUUAAUGUACACAGUUUUUUUUUUUAUGAAAUAGAUUUAUUAAAAGGUAUAUAGUAAAGUGUCAAAACAUAGCCAGUAUCUGACAAAGAAGCACAGCAACUCAUGUUAUUAAAUCAUACCAUAAUUACCAUAA
Salvelinus fontinalis (brook trout) is the source of this 4631-nucleotide messenger RNA. It is a transcript of the gene ankzf1, whose product is annotated as ankyrin repeat and zinc finger peptidyl tRNA hydrolase 1. Gene Ontology annotation, molecular function: protein binding. Lineage: Eukaryota; Metazoa; Chordata; Actinopteri; Salmoniformes; Salmonidae. The record is from RefSeq and is a predicted model, not a curated record. Bases 190 to 3492 code for a protein of 1100 amino acids. The transcript has 15 exons.